AUGCGCGCGCGCGUGGACGAUGAGGGGUCGACGUACGCCGCGGCGCGGACGAUUCGUCACGCGCGCGCGGUGUCGCUGAGGAAUUUACGAUUACGAGGCGGAUGCGGUGGAGGUGGAUUCGAGAAAAUCAACGCCGACGCGACGCUGUACGGCGAUCGCACGACGACGCGAUGCGUGAUCCGACCGUAUCGUUCGUCGGGGGCGGUGUACGCGCCGACGCCGUACGGCGAGGUGUGCGUGGACGAUGAAUCGGAGGAUUCAAAGUGGGCGCGCGCGGAGGCGACGACGGAGCGGGCGAGAGGCGGACGCGCUCGAAAUCCAGAUUUUAACCCGUUCACCCGAGACAGUUGGCUCGCGCGAGGUGGGACGGCGGAGGCACGCGAGAACGCUCUGCGAGGGGCGAUGUCGGGGACGAAGUUGGAGCUCGUGGUGUACGAGAGCGACGAGCGAAACGUCGAAGCGGAGGCGCGCGCGGACGAAGAAACGCGGCCGGAUGCAUCCGAGCGGUCGUGGAGACGCGGACGGGGGAUGGUGACGUCGACAUCGAGGAAUACGAAUUCGAAGACAUCGAGGGGGUGUGCAGAUCUCAUCGUGUGUCGAGCCGCGAUCGAUCUGAGGCGACUCGUGUGCGUCGGCGAGCGCGUGCCGAGCGGGUUGUCCAUGCCGCCAAACGCCAUCUUCUUGAGAAUGUCUGAUGGGUACGUGUACGUCCCAGAACCGGUGGCGAACGGGGAAAUUCGAGAUUUCUUAAAUGCCGUCGUGGAGCGCUCGUUAAAGGUGGAGAGUGGGGCCCUGGGACAUCGGCGCAAUCGUUCAGCGCUAUGGAGCUCGUUCGGCGGGUCGGAAUCUGGCACAACAUACGCCGACGCGCUCGAGGAGUCGUGGGACGCGAGUCCGAGAGCGUUGGCCGCGAGUACGCGCGCGUCGGGGCAAUCGGGUUCGCCGCGCCACGCUGUGAUGCCCGCGAUGACCGUAAAGCUCGAUGUGCGCGCAAUGGUGGCGAAAAUCGAGCGUCUCAUCGAAGCCGAUCGCAGUUUGAAGGACGCCAUGGAAUUGCGCGACGAGCUAGCGAGGCGUCUCGGCGUGCACUUGAGUGGGUUCAAGGACGUACGAGCGAUUUGGGAGCACAGUAAGGCCGUUUCGCACGAAAAAUCUCGAGGGAACGGGACGACGGAUGAGCGCAUCACCGCGCUCACGAGCGAGCUCGUGGCUGAGCGGGAGCGCCUGCGAGUCGCGAAAGAGGACGUCGGCCGUCGAGUUAGAGCGCUCAGACAAGCGGGCGAGCGCUUGGUCGAGGCGAAUUCGCGCUUGAACGAGGCUGAUCAAACGCUCAGCGGUCCCGAAGGUGUGGGAAAAUUGUAUCAAAAACAGCGCGCGCUCGUGGCGAGACGCUGGCGUCUCGUGGGCGAGCUUGCAGAGAUCUUCCCGAUCGAGCGCGCGAAUGUGACCGAGGCGGCAAAUGAUCGACCGGAUUUCCCGUUACUGAAAAUUGGAGACGACCCUUUGGAUCUCGGUCCGGCGCCGUCAAAGACGACGCGAGACGUGCGAGUUGAGGACGUCGAGCGAGACGCCGCGGCGUACGGAAACGUGGCGCAGAUUUGCAUUCAACUCGCUGCAAUUUUGGACGUUCGUCUGCGCUAUCCGGUGUGCCCGAGCCUGAGCCGCUCGUAUAUUUGCGAUUUUCAUCAGGUGAAAUCGAAAACGAAUCAUCGAACACCAUCGGGAUCGAGCGCGGAUGCGGCGAACAGAGAGACACUGGCGAAGAUUGAGUUCCCGUUAUUCAUGGACUCGCCGAGCGAUCGAACGCGGUACACGUACGGCGUGUUUUUGCUCAACAAAAAUCUUGAGCAAUUACUCAACGCGCACGGACUCAGCGCCGUGGGGCCGAGGCACACGCUGCAAAAUCUCUUGCGACUGUUUGACGCGCGCAAGCACCGACUGCCCGACGUCUCGUGA
This is a messenger RNA of Ostreococcus tauri, 1956 nucleotides long. Its product is annotated as UV radiation resistance protein/autophagy-related protein 14. Bases 1 to 1956 code for a protein of 651 amino acids. The record is from RefSeq and is a predicted model, not a curated record. Gene Ontology annotation, biological process: SNARE complex assembly. The transcript has a single exon. Gene Ontology annotation, cellular component: endosome; lytic vacuole. NCBI's taxonomy places the organism in Eukaryota, Viridiplantae, Chlorophyta, Mamiellophyceae, Mamiellales, Bathycoccaceae. Gene Ontology annotation, molecular function: SNARE binding.